AUGUCACCUCGUACAAAUUCACCACCACCUUCGUCCUUUGGUUUGUACGAUGACAUCGAAUAUUCAGAAUAUAACCCCGGUUCUUCUUAUUAUCCUUCGACACCAGCAGGAGGACAGUCUUCGAAUAUAAAUCAAUUUUAUUCAACACAAAGUCCAGUAUCACCACAUUUCACUCCAUCUUUGAGUAGGAGUGACAUUACAGGUGCUGCGACUACUCGUACUCGUACUCGAAAUGGCUCCCGUAAGGUCAAGACCAAUAGCGCAGGAUUCACCUCACUUUUACCUCGAACCCUAAACGUGCCACGCAGAGUACUCUCUUCCUCUGCAGUACAAUUCUUUACACUUAUUGUGAUAUAUUCAUUUUGCAUAACAACCAUUUGUUUUAUAUUCUGCGCUUCGUAUCUCCUUACGCUUUAUGAUGAUACCCGAAGGAUGCUCCGUAAUUCACGCACUUGGGCCAAAGUAAAAAGUGGAGUAAGAGAAAAGAUCUCUAUGUUAGGUGAUGAUUGGGAAGAAUUUCUGCAAAACUAUUUCGAUCAAUCUUACGAAGGUGUAGAUGCGAAUAAAAAUGGUCACCUUGGCGGUUCAAACAUGAAUAAUCAUGGUCAAACAUCAUCCGAUGGAAAACAAGAUGAAUGGGAAGAAUGGUUCAAGUGUAUGAUGUUUAAAUUUAUUACGACGGUCGCAGGACAAGAUGCUACACUUAAAUUCCAACAGUCAGCUGCUUCAUUCCAAUCCUCUUUUUUUUCUCGGCCAACGACAGCGGCUGGUGGUGAUGGUGGUAAAAGAUGA
Messenger RNA from Dentiscutata erythropus, 792 nucleotides. NCBI's taxonomy places the organism in Eukaryota, Fungi, Glomeromycota, Glomeromycetes, Diversisporales, Gigasporaceae. The record is from the annotation of a GenBank genome assembly.